Malassezia japonica is the source of this 2106-nucleotide messenger RNA. RefSeq lists its product as uncharacterized. The coding region runs from base 1 to 2106 and encodes 701 amino acids. Gene Ontology annotation, cellular component: plasma membrane. Gene Ontology annotation, biological process: transmembrane transport. Gene Ontology annotation, molecular function: transmembrane transporter activity. The transcript has a single exon. NCBI's taxonomy places the organism in Eukaryota, Fungi, Basidiomycota, Malasseziomycetes, Malasseziales, Malasseziaceae. The record is from RefSeq and is a predicted model, not a curated record.
AUGAGUUCUUCGCGUCCGUACACGCCGGACUCUAUCUCAUCCAACAACACGCAGUUUGUCGACGCGCCGUCGGAGCCGGUAAGCGAGCCGCAGGCUGCUCCCCCGAUCGUCGGCUCGCUCUCUUCUGGUGGCGCUGCUACGACAGAAGGCGUGGCGCCUGCUCGCCGUCCUUCGUUCCUGCAGAACCUGCACCUCCCGGGACCGCACCACGCGCAUGGAUCGCACGCGCCGUUCGAUCCGUACAAGCCGGUCGAGCCUUCGUCGCCGUGGUCGCAUGCCACCGAGGGUGACUCGGCCGCACACCGUCCCUCGGCGCAGGAGAGCCUGAGGGAGGAGGUCUCGUCGAUGUUUGGCGUUUCGGGACCCCGGCCUUCCAAGGAUGUGCACCACGGCAACAUUCACAUGACCAAGGAGGAGCUCGAGCGGAGCGGCUAUGGUUACGAUGCCGUGCGCGGUGGUAUGGGCAUUCCUGAGGCCCAGGGCUUUGACAUUGACGAGGAAAACGACGUCACUGCCAGCAACAGCUGGAACAACAAGUAUGCAUCUCCCAACGACCCCGAGGCCAAGCCCACUUCGCACGGACAGAGUGACGAUGCUGAGAAGGAAGUUCCCACGGCGUCGCCUGCGCAAGAGACGCCUGCGCAGGGCACGUCCGAGGAGGCAAAGACGGCCGACGAAAAGCCCGAUCACAUCCUGGUCAAGUGGGAUGGCGAGGAUGACCGCGAGCACAACAUGCAGAUGUCGUUCAGCUUCCGCCUGUACCUCACGGUCAUGGGUGGUCUGAUGACGCUCGCCUCGACCUUUGCUUCGUCUGCCCCCUCUUUCGCCAUCCCUGGCGUUAUGGAGGAGUUCCAUGUCAAGGAGGAGGUCGCCAAGGCGGCCGUGUUCCUGUUCGUCGGUGGCUACUGCUUUGCCCCGCUGAUCUGGGCGCCGCUGUCGGAGAUGUUUGGCCGUCGCCCCACGUUUAUUGCUAGCAUGAUCGGUUUCUUUGCAUUCAACAUGGGCUGUGCAUUCUGCAAGAACAUUGGCUCGCUAAUUGUUUUCCGUAUUCUUGCGGGUGCUUUUGGCUCGGCUCCUCUGUCGAACGUUGCGCCGAUGAUUGGUGGUCUCUUCUCGUUCAAGUACCUUACCGCCGGUAUUGUGCUGUUUGCCAUUGCGCCCAUGUCUGGUCCGUGUCUUGGCCCUAUUGUCGGUGGUUACAUCUACGAGUCGGGUGCGUCGUGGCGCUGGGUGUACCGUGUGUGCUCUGCUGUGGCCUUCUUCUUCGUGCUGAUCGCGGUCUUUACUAUCCCUGAGACGCUCGAUGCUCUGCGUCUCAAGAUGAAGGCGCAGCGUCUGCGUAAGGAGACGGGCGACAACCGCUACGUGGCCCCCAUCGAGAUCCGUGAGAAGCUGAACCCCCUCCAGCUUGCCAAGGCCGUGCUCCUGAAACCCAUUAAGCUCUUCUUCCUGGAGCCGAUGCUUAUCGCUGUGACGCUCUACAUCUCGUUCGUGUACGGCACGCUGUACCUGCUCUUUGAUGCCUACCCCGUGGUCUUUAUGGAGAUUCACGGCCUGAGGCCCGGCGCUGUGGGCCUAGUCUUCCUGGGCUACUUUGUGGGCUCACUGGUGGGUGCUGCGUACGCGAUCCUCGUCGACAACCGUCACUACAUCAAAAAGCUUCAGGAGAAUGGCGGCAAGCCUCCGGCGCCCGAGAUCCGCCUCGGUAUGGCCAUGUUCGGUGCGCCUCUGCUGGUUAUUUCGCUGUUCUGGUUCGCGUGGACUUCGUACAAGUCCAUCUCCUACUGGUCGCCCCUGGUCGCGGGUGGUAUGUUUGGCUGUGCGAUGUACACCAUUUUCCUUGGCCUGAUGGUGUACAUGACCGAGGUCUACCUCUUCAGCGCCGCGAGUGCCAUUGCUGCCAACACUGUCGUCCGUUCCGCGUUCGGUGUUGGUUUCCCUAUGUUUGGUACGGGCAUGUACCACAACCUGGGCCCGCAAUGGGCCACGACGAUUCUCGCGUUCAUUGCGCUUGCCAUGUUCCCCAUUCCCUUCAUCCUGGUCAAGUACGGUAAGAAGCUCCGUGGCAUGUCCAAGUUCGCACAGACCAUGGACCACGCCAAGUAA